This is a messenger RNA of Parastagonospora nodorum SN15, 114 nucleotides long. RefSeq lists its product as hypothetical. Lineage: Eukaryota; Fungi; Ascomycota; Dothideomycetes; Pleosporales; Phaeosphaeriaceae. The record is from RefSeq and is a predicted model, not a curated record. The transcript is spliced from 2 exons. Bases 1 to 114 code for a protein of 37 amino acids.
AUGGUUGCCACUUUUCUCAUUCUCUUCAGCGCAUUGCUGGCCACAGACUCACUGAGGACGUACCGACUUGCUGUUCUGUUUAUGGGUACGCUUGACAUUGACGAUGUGCUCUGA